Molecule: messenger RNA, 1976 nt
Organism: Panonychus citri (citrus red mite)
Lineage: Eukaryota; Metazoa; Arthropoda; Arachnida; Trombidiformes; Tetranychidae
Exons: 1
Coding region: 347-1909 (520 amino acids)
Source: RefSeq, a predicted model, not a curated record
AUUAUUGUUAGAUAAAUAUCUCAAUUAAAUUGAAGAUUUAAUCACUUGUUAAUUGUUAAUCUAAUCAAUCGUUGAAUUAAUUCAAUUGGUUAGUUUGUUUUACCAUCACUAGAUGAAGCUCAAAGUGCUCUAAUUGUUGGAGCUAAUUUUGAUUGUCUUAACAUUGACAAUCAAUAAAUUCUGUUUGUUUUUAUUUAAGUUAAGUCACAAUUAAAGUUAGUUGGUUGACGAAGAGAAAAUCUUUUACAACAAUUAAUUUAUUCUGUGAACAAAUUGACUGAUCAAGACAAUUGUCUUUCGCUGUUUACUGAUUGCUUACAAUUGUUGGAUUUCUUAGUCAAUCGCUAUGGUAUCAUCAAGAGCAUCCUCAUCCUCGUCCUCCUCGUCGUCGUCAUCGUCGUCAUCGUCGAUAUCAAAUAGACCUUUGAUAAAAAAGUUGUGUUUCGGACUAUCGGAUAAUGAGAUUUUCGCAAUAAUUUGUGUCAUCGGUGCGACAAUUCAAAUUGUUUACAUACUCGAUCGUUUCUUUUCUUAUGAAGUUCUAACCCGAUCUCAUGUUGGUGUUCCUGAAGUUACACCGAUUCCAGAUUUAUCGGUCUGCUUUCCAAUAAUUGAUACAGUAAAUUAUACGAAAUUGGCAUCAACUUAUCCGGCGAUAGCAAGGGACCUUGGCUGGCGACCUGGGAAUCAUAGGGAGCAAGAAUCCGUUGCUAAUAUGCUUAGAAGAAAGUUCAGUGAUCGAAUAUUGUUACGAACCAUCAUGAGUCCUCUUAAAAUCAGUCAACUAUGGGAACUCAUGCUUACAUUUUCCGAGAUCUUCAAUAAAGCGGUAAUAUUUAGAAUAACGGAAGAUUCAUUCACCGAACAACCUUGUGGGAAUAUGGAAUUUUUUUCGGAACAAGCUUAUUGCUAUUCGUUUACCUGUACAAAAAAUUCAUCUAAACAAUUGAUCAGCGAUAUGUCGGACUUGUAUAAGAAAUUGUCUUUCCAAGAGAUUGUUAAAGUUUCAAUUCAUCAAAAGUUUUUCGCCUCAGUCAAUAACUAUUGGAUAACCUUAAUGCCCAAUGGUCGGUUACCAAGAGGUGAACAGGUCAAAUGGGAAUCACAGAAUACAUAUAAUGUAACUCGGAAGCAUACAUUUUUUUUCUACUCGAUCACCUCUCACCUUUUGCAAGCACCUUAUCCAACCGAUUGUACUAACUACAGUUUAAAAGGUUAUGUUUCCAAAGCCGAGAUGGAGGAUAAAUGUCAAAUCAAUUUGGGAAUCGAGAAACUUGGUAGCCCUUUACCCUCUAAUCUCUUUGAAAGUCCACUUGAUUCACCGUUCGGUUUGAUCAAUUACGCAAAUAACCAAUUCAACGAGACGUUUAUUUCAAUGGUUUCCGAUAUCGUUGAUUAUUGCGCUGAGAUUACAAAGCAACCUGAUUGUAAGAUCACAUUUUACAUUCCCUCAAGUAGGACACCGUUACCGAUAACGGGUGAUUUCACCGAAAUUACAGUCGAACAAAUUUCAGAUCCAAUUUACAUAAUCGAUGUUGCCGCUAAACAAACACCAUUGGAUGUUAUCAUUUCGAUUGGAAGUGUUCUAGGAACUUGGCUCGGCUUUUCGAUUGCAUAUUCGAUACCUCAAGUUGCCGGACUUGUUAGUUACAAGUUUCUCAGUUUUUCGAAACGGAAAAGGAUCUCAAAUUAUCCGUUAACCAAUUCUAAAGAUAAAAAGUCCAACAUUCUCUCACCUUUAAAUCUUAACUAUGAUUCCAUCUAUGGGAUUAAUAAAACGUACCAAAGAAAUGACCAAUGGUCAAGGCGACAAUUCAAUCACAAGUUCCCUCCAUUCUAUGCUUAUUAUAAUCAGCAAACUUGGCCAUUGAUUUACGAUUCCAAGACUAAACCUUGGUGGUUCAGAUAAUUGCGACCUUUGUUUGUAUGAUCAAUACUCUUGAUAUUGUCAUGAAUUAAAGUAGUGUUCAAUUAGA